Molecule: messenger RNA, 1219 nt
Organism: Acomys russatus (golden spiny mouse)
Lineage: Eukaryota; Metazoa; Chordata; Mammalia; Rodentia; Muridae
Gene: Mapk14
Product: mitogen-activated protein kinase 14
Exons: 12
Coding region: 67-1149 (360 amino acids)
Biological process (GO): p38MAPK cascade; protein phosphorylation
Cellular component (GO): cytoplasm; nucleus
Molecular function (GO): ATP binding; MAP kinase activity
Source: RefSeq, a predicted model, not a curated record
CAGGCAGGGGCUCCCCCCUCCCCGCCCUGCUCGGCCACCUCCUCGCCCCGCGGCCGCCGCUGGAAGAUGUCUCAGGAGAGGCCCACGUUCUACCGGCAGGAGCUGAACAAGACCAUCUGGGAGGUGCCCGAGCGAUACCAGAACCUGUCCCCCGUGGGCUCGGGCGCUUAUGGCUCCGUGUGUGCUGCUUUUGAUACAAAGACGGGACAUCGUGUGGCAGUUAAGAAGCUGUCGAGACCAUUUCAGUCCAUCAUUCAUGCCAAAAGGACCUACCGAGAGCUGCGCCUGCUGAAGCACAUGAAACAUGAGAACGUGAUCGGUCUUCUGGAUGUGUUCACGCCUGCAAGGUCCCUGGAGGAAUUCAGCGAUGUGUACCUGGUGACCCAUCUCAUGGGGGCAGACCUGAACAACAUCGUCAAGUGCCAGAAGCUUACCGACGACCACGUUCAGUUCCUGAUCUACCAGAUCCUCCGCGGGCUGAAGUAUAUACAUUCAGCUGACAUAAUUCACAGGGACCUAAAGCCCAGCAACCUAGCUGUGAAUGAAGACUGUGAGCUGAAGAUUCUGGAUUUCGGACUGGCUCGGCAUACUGAUGAUGAAAUGACAGGCUACGUGGCCACCAGGUGGUACAGGGCUCCUGAGAUCAUGCUGAACUGGAUGCACUACAACCAGACAGUGGAUAUUUGGUCCGUGGGCUGCAUCAUGGCUGAGCUGCUGACUGGAAGAACAUUGUUUCCUGGUACAGACCAUAUUAACCAGCUUCAGCAGAUAAUGCGUCUGACGGGGACCCCCCCUGCUUACCUCAUUAACAGGAUGCCAAGCCAUGAGGCAAGAAACUACAUCCAGUCUCUGGCCCAGAUGCCGAAGAUGAACUUUGCAAAUGUAUUUAUUGGUGCCAAUCCCUUGGCUGUCGACCUGCUGGAAAAGAUGCUCGUUUUGGACUCAGAUAAGAGGAUCACAGCAGCCCAGGCUCUUGCACAUGCCUACUUUGCUCAGUACCACGACCCUGAUGAUGAGCCUGUGGCUGACCCGUAUGACCAGUCCUUUGAAAGCAGGGACCUCCUUAUAGAUGAGUGGAAAAGCCUGACCUAUGAUGAAGUCAUCAGCUUUGUGCCACCGCCCCUUGACCAAGAAGAAAUGGAGUCGUGAACACGUCGUUCCUGUUCUGUCGGUCCCACUUCACUGUGAGGGGAAGGCCUUUUCAUGGGAACUCUCCAAA